Messenger RNA from Venustampulla echinocandica, 1056 nucleotides. RefSeq lists its product as uncharacterized. Lineage: Eukaryota; Fungi; Ascomycota; Leotiomycetes; Helotiales; Pleuroascaceae. The transcript is spliced from 3 exons. The coding region runs from base 1 to 1056 and encodes 351 amino acids. The record is from RefSeq and is a predicted model, not a curated record.
AUGUCGGAGAUUUUCGAGCUUGAUCUAGCAGCUGAGGAAAUCUGGGAUCUACAUACAACAUGGCAUAAUUUACAUGAGGAUGAGCAGCCGGAUUCCAAACUCAUGGAGGGUUUCAUGGAUAGAGUGGGUGUGCGGUUGGAAGUCAUUGGCACGCCAUUGAGCGAAACUUUGCCUCCGAAGACGGCGGCGUUUGCGAAAUAUUGGUCCCCACAGGCAUCUGAUGGCCGUCCCCUUUGCCAAGGGCUCACUGCGUUUGCCCGAGAACGAAGCCAAGCUUGGCUUAUAUCUCAAAAUAAGGUACCCUCAUAUGAUAGAUUCACGCCGGCAGAAGAACCGGUCGUGGCCAUGUUCGGCACUGGUGUGGCUUCGAUCAUGAAAGAUGUUAUAAAGCGCUGGGCUGAUGCCAUGGGGUCGAAACUUGGAGAAGAUCAACGACUGAGGCCGAUCAAGCCCAUGGAACAAGGUAACCUUAUCAUGAAGUAUAUCACAGAUUUUCAGCAAGCAUAUGAACUUAUGUAUGGAAAGAUUGAGGAUUCGAGAUCCAUUUUAGGAGAGCCCAGGGAUGAGAUCCCCCAUAUUCGAAGCACGGGGCAUGGUGCAAAACUCCUGCUUGGUCUUAUGAUGACAGACCGUCUCCGCGUCUUUUGCCGGUUGCGAACGUUGGAGAGGAUGGAGAUCGGUUUUAGGGAGCUCGAGGUCAAAGACUUGGAGCAGGAUUCAAGAAAAUGUCCUAUCUGCCAAGAUGAGAUAGGAGUUCAAGAUGUAGACGGGUCCAAGGAAUCACCAAUUGUGUUGGUUAUCUGCUGUGGACAGAUUAUCGGAGAAGCUUGCCUGAAACGAUGGCUUCUAGACCGAUACGACGAAACAAGAGAUUCGUGCCCCAUCUGCAGGUUCGAGUUUCCGAAAUCAUUUUUAAACAAGUUAUUAGGUGAGGAUUGGUAUGACGAGUGGGACUUCCCUGAUGAGGGCCUCGAUGCUGAUGACUACGAGAUAAUCAACUUGAUUAGCCCAUCUCCAAAUCCACCUUCAAGUCCAUCCCCAGAAGCACAGCCCUAA